GCUGCCGGGUAGGGACUCCUGCCUGGCACAGGCUGGCAAAGCUCCCCACUCUCCUGCCUGUCCUUUCCUAUCCCCAGUCCCUGUGCUCUGGGGGCAGCUGCAGUGUGUCCUCUACACCAUCUUGAAGGGUAGCCAAGGUCCUGGUGCGCUGAGGGCCUGGGCAAGGUGGAACUGGGAAGAAAAGAGCCAGAGGGGGUGGUCUAUUAGCUUAUGGGCCUUGGAAUUAGGUGAUUUGAGGCAAAGACCCCAGGGACAGUGCUCCUUAUGGGAAUCCCCACUAAUUAUACUUCUCUCCUUUCUUUUGCCUACUGGGCCCUGUGCCUCCAGGAUGACAGGUUUACUGGAAGGGCUGCUGCCCAUAUUCAUUGCCGUAUCCAACUGGCCAUCCCCCUCUCCUCAAAGCCCUGGCGUGCUCGGCUCUGGCGCUGCCCCUGCUGUUUGUGCCUGCUUCUGGUGUCAGAUCCUUCAGGCCUUCUCUGGGGCUGGUUCCACCUCCCGGUGCAGAAAUCCCACAAGUCUUACAAAUUCCAGUUCUGUAGGAGACACAAGAUGCUGGUAUCUGCUCAGAGGGAGCUGCUGAGGAGCCAUUGCCUGUCUAAGAAGGGCCAUCACAUCUCCGCCCCCUCCCCAGACAUUUUCCACAAGAGGCUACGCUCCAAAAGGACCCAACCUUCGGAUCCAGAGGCAGUGGAAGGUCUCCCCAGACCUGGCUCACAAAGGCAUGGAGGGCCUGAGUUCUCCUUUGACUUACUGCCUGAGGCACGGGCUAUUCAAGUGACCAUUCCUCCAGGCCCUGAGGUCAGCGUGCGUCUUUGUCACCAGUGGGCACUGGAGUGUGAAGAGCUGAGCAGUCCCUUCAACGCCCAGAAAAUUGUAUCUGGGGGCCAUGCUGUAGACCUGCCUUAUGAAUUCCUUCUGCCCUGUCUGUGCAUAGAGGCAUCCUACCUGCAAGAGGACACUGUGAGACGCAAAAAAUGUCCCUUCCAGAGCUGGCCUGAAGCCUACGGCUCGGAUUUCUGGAAGUCAGUGCACUUUACUGACUACAGCCAGCACAGUCAGAUGGUCAUGGCCCUCACACUCCGCUGCCCACUGAAGCUGGAGGCCUCCCUCUGCCAGAGGCAGGGCUGGCACACUCUCUGUGAAGACCUCCCCAAUGCCACGGUUCGAGAGUCUGAGGGGUGGUAUGUUUUGGAGAAGGUGGACUUGCACCCUCAGCUCUGCUUUAAGUUCUCUUUUGGAAACAGCAGCCACGUUGAAUGCCCCCACCGGACUGCCCCGUCCUGGAACGUCAGCAUGGAUACCCAGGCCCAGCAGCUGAUCCUUCACUUCUCCUCAAGGACACAUGCCACCUUCAGUGCUGCCUGGAGCCACCCAGGCUUGGGACAGAACAGCUUGGUGCCCCCUGUGUACAGUGUCAGCCAGACUCACGGCUCAAGCCCAGUGACACUAGACCUCAUCCUUCCCUUCCUGAGGCCAGGGGACUGUGUCCUGGUGUGGAGGUCAGAUGUCCAGUUUGCCUGGAAGCGCCUCUUGUGUCCGGAUGUCUCUCAUAGACGCCUGGGACUCUUGAUCCUGGCACUGCUGGUCCUCACCACGCUAUUGGUCGUUGUUCUGGUCCUCACCCACCGGCGCCCACUGUCAGGCCCGGGCCGAGCGCGACCGGUGCUGCUGCUGCACGCGGCGGACUCAGAGGCACAGCGGCGCCUGGUGGGAGCACUGGCUGAACUGCUGCGGGCAGAGCUGGGCGGCGGGCGCGACGUGAUCGUGGAUCUGUGGGAGGGGACGCGCGUGGCGCGCGUGGGCCCGCUGCCGUGGCUAUGGGCGGCGCGGGCGCGCGUGGCGCGGGAACGGGGCACGGUGCUGCUGCUGUGGAGUAGCGCCGGCCCCAGCCAGGCCCGGGGCCCCGAUCCCCGCGCCGCGCCUCUGCGCGCCCUGCUCCGCGCCGCCCCGCGCCCGCUGCUGCUGCUCGCUUACUUCAGUCGCCUCUGUGCCAAGGGCGACAUUCCCCCGCCGCUGCGUGCCCUGCCGCGCUACCGCCUGCUGCGCGACCUACCACGCCUGCUGCGGGCGCUGGACGCGCGGCCUUUCACCGAAGCCGCCAGCUGGGGCCGCCUCGGGGCUCGGCCGUGCCUGCGCGGUCGCCUGGAGCUGUGCCGCCGGCUGGAACGCGAGGCUGCCAAGCUUGCCGACCAAGGCUGAGCGGAGCUCCACCGCAGUCCGGAGGAUGUCUGUGGCCGCAGGCGUAGGGGCACUGGCUGGAAUCCCGGAAUGAGCCUUCGAUCCUGGAAUCCUUGGGGUGACUCCUCAGGACGAGUGGUCAAAAAGACUUACUCUCUGCCUCCCAGCCCGGGAGCAGAGCCCCUCAUUCACUGUCCUAACCGGUUCCCCACGUGUCCGGCUUCCUCCUCAGGCUUACCCUGCCUCUCAGAACCCCCAGAGAGAGAGUUACUCUUUACUGAGAGUUCCUCUGCCCCCAGUCCUGGUGGGGGUGGGGGAUCUUCCCACUUCCUCUCUCUGAAAAUCCAGAAGGAGAGUAAUGUGCACAUGCUCCAGUUCAGGCUCAGAGGUAGGGGAGGCAGGAGCUAUGGCAGUUCUGAGUGGGGAGUGGCUCCAGGGUGUGGGAGAAAACCCCUUCCGGAGCCAGGGAUCCCCCUUUCCCAGACCAGGGCCCUGCCAAGAGGGGGAUGAAGGGAGAGCUCUGGACCCACGGAAAGAGGCUUUGGCCCUGGGUGGCCAGAGCAAAGGUGGGACAGUGAAGAUCAAGAUUGAGAAAGAUGAAUAAAGAGGAACAUGAUGGAUAGACUAAGAAACACAGUGUGCUUCUCUAGUGUGCCUGGGAUGCUGAACUGGGGGAAGGGUCAGUACCACCCUGCCUGGGGGUUGUUAUGCAUCAGUUUGUGGGCCCAAAUCCUCCACGUCCACACCCAUGCCCAAACCCAUCAUGUUCUCACAAGCAACGCCUCCAAAAAGGCAAAGGAGGAUCUGGAAAUCUUGAUCCUCACUGUGAUUCUUCUGAGAGAAGAAAAGAAGAAACAGGUUCAGAAAGGUGGUGUUAGUCCAUUGUCUUACAGCCAGCGCAUGGCAACAGCACAAAUGGGACGCCUGUCUGCC
This is a messenger RNA of Diceros bicornis minor, 3111 nucleotides long. It is a transcript of the gene IL17RE, whose product is annotated as interleukin 17 receptor E. The transcript is spliced from 15 exons. Gene Ontology annotation, molecular function: interleukin-17 receptor activity. NCBI's taxonomy places the organism in Eukaryota, Metazoa, Chordata, Mammalia, Perissodactyla, Rhinocerotidae. Bases 265 to 2199 code for a protein of 644 amino acids. The record is from RefSeq and is a predicted model, not a curated record.